AGCGCACGCACACCUCCUGCCGCCGGCACACACCUGCCCUCCACACCCGCACCAUGAGCGUGCGCCACGGCGCCGCCCACGACGAGGGCGCGCCGCUCGUCCUCGAUGCCGACAACACCGACUACUACGACGAGACGGGUCUCCCACCGCCGCACCGUCUCUCCUCGCACGUCGGCCACUCGCCCUACGCCGCCGCCUCGCCGCGCCACUCCUACAUCGACCCGUUCAGCAACGCUCGCUCGACGGGCUCCUUCGACCUUGACAACCCGCGCGCCUCGCUGCACUACCCGCACGCCGACGCCGCCGGCAUGUCGCACCAGCCGCCGAGCUUCUCCUUUGCCAACGGCGGCGCGCCCGGCAGCCCGUCGUACGGCCGCCUCGAGAGCAGCGAGCCCGUGCAGCAGUGGGGGCGCUCCGAGUCGAGCACGUCGCUGGCCACGGGCGCACAGCGCGACCGCUACAUGCAGCGCCGCGAGCUCGAGGCGGGCGCGGCCGCAGGUGCCGGCGCCGCUGCCGUAUACGGCUACGGCGAGAAGGCCGGACGGUCCGGCGCAGGCCCUAGCCGGCGCAAGUGGUGGAUCAUCGGCGGCCUCGUGCUGCUCGUCGUCGCCGUGGCCGGCACGGUGGCGGGCGUGAUGGUCUCGCGGAAUAGCUCGUCGAGCUCGAAGAACGUCGCCGGCGUCGUGCAGACGUCUGACCCCAACGAUCCCUCGAGCUUCUCCAAGAACCCGGCGCUCAAGCAGUCCUUCUGGGGCAUGUGCUACACGCCGCUCAACUCGCAGUACCCCGCCUGCGGCGACACACUGCCGCAGGUCAUCGAGGACAUCCAGCUUGUCUCGCAACUCACCAACCGCAUCCGCCUUUACGGCGCCGACUGCAACGUGCCGAGCUACGUGCUCAACGCCGUCAAGCAGACCAAGGUCGACAUGCAGGUCUGGCUGGCCGUGUGGGUGCCGCAGCCGGCCGACGACCCCGACGACGCCACGUACAACCGGCAGGUCAGCGAGGUGCGCAAGGCCAUCGAGGAGUUCGGCGUCGAGCACGUCGCCGGCAUCACCGUCGGCAACGAGUACCUGCUCAACGGCGGCCCGGCCGACGCGCUCAUCACCAAGAUGGCCGCGAUGCGCACCAUGCUUGCCGGCAUGAACCUCGGCAAGACGAUCCCCGUCGGUACGGCCGAUGCCGGCUCGAUGGUCACCACGUCGCUCGGCGCCGGUAGCGACUACGUCAUGGCCAACGUUCACCCGUGGUUCGGCGGUGUGCCGGUGGACCAGUCUGCCGGCUGGGUGUGGUCGUACAUGGCGAACCACGAGCCUGCCACAGCGCGCCUGGCCGCCAACGUGCCGCAGCUUUACGUCGCCGAGACGGGCUGGCCGACGGGCGCCAAUGAGACGCGUCUCGAGACGCUCGGCCCCGCCGUGGCCGGCAUCGAGGAGCUGAACCGCUUCAUGAGCGACUACGUCUGCGCGGCGAACCGCAACGCGACGGCUGCGACGCCCGACCCCUUCUCGUCAUACUUCUUCUUCGAGGCCUUCGACGAGCCGUGGAAGGACGCGCUGUACGGCGGCGUCGAGGCGCACUGGGGCCUCUUCACGAGCGACAAGAAGCUCAAGGAGGGCCUCGUCAUUCCGGACUGCUCGUGAUGUCUCCUCUGCUGAUGCCCUGUUACGACUGCUCCCGUCUCUCUCGCCGUGCGCCCUCUGCCUGUGCUGCGCGGGCGAGGAGCUGCUGCGCGGUGCGCUACUGUACAUGUAUACCUGCUGCUGCUGCUGCUGUCAACGAUGCCCCUCGACCCCGGCG
This is a messenger RNA of Tilletiopsis washingtonensis, 1800 nucleotides long. Its product is annotated as glycoside hydrolase. NCBI's taxonomy places the organism in Eukaryota, Fungi, Basidiomycota, Exobasidiomycetes, Entylomatales. The transcript has 7 exons. The record is from RefSeq and is a predicted model, not a curated record. Gene Ontology annotation, biological process: carbohydrate metabolic process. The coding region runs from base 54 to 1643 and encodes 529 amino acids. Gene Ontology annotation, molecular function: hydrolase activity, hydrolyzing O-glycosyl compounds.